Messenger RNA from Penicillium soppii, 1449 nucleotides. RefSeq lists its product as uncharacterized. NCBI's taxonomy places the organism in Eukaryota, Fungi, Ascomycota, Eurotiomycetes, Eurotiales, Aspergillaceae. The record is from RefSeq and is a predicted model, not a curated record. Gene Ontology annotation, biological process: transmembrane transport. Bases 1 to 1449 code for a protein of 482 amino acids. Gene Ontology annotation, cellular component: membrane. The transcript has 5 exons. Gene Ontology annotation, molecular function: transmembrane transporter activity.
AUGUCUGAAGGCAUCUUAGAUGAAAAGUACAUUGGUGAACAAGUCACCUCGUCGCCGCCAAGUGAACCUGAUCAUGGUAUCGUCAAGGACUGGGAUGAAGAGGAGUCUGCGGUGAGGCGCAAAGUUGAUUUUAUCCUCAUUCCUAUCCUCGCUGUCGCUUUCUUCGCUUUGCAGAUGGAUCGCGGAAAUAUUAGCGCCGUUUUGACUUCGACCAUUACAAAAGACCUGAACAUCACCACCAACCAAAUCAACAUCGGUAGUCAGCUUCUCUCGGCUGGUAUUGUGCUCUCGGAGAUUCCUUCAAAUAUAAUCAUGCAGCGCAUUGGACCUCGUAUUUGGUUGUCCGGCCAGCUGUUUGCUUGGGGUUUGGUUGCGACUUUUCAGGCAUUCGUUUCAUCCUUCCCUGCAUACUUAGUGACGAGGAUCUUAUUGGGUUUCUGCGAGGGUGGUUUUAUUCCGUGUGCUUUGUACUACCUUUCCACAUGGUACAAAAAGGAUGAAACCAGUCUGCGUACUAGUUUGUUCUUCUACGGGCAGAUGUUUGCCUCUGCGACAUCGAGUUUGAUCUCUGCUGGUCUGCUCAAGUUGAAUGGUGCUUGUGGUAUGGAGGGAUGGAGGUGGAUCUUCUUGGUUGAGGGUUUGAUCACACUCUUCAUCGGAAUUGUCUUCACCCUGCUUGUUCCUCCCUCAGCUGGCGAUGGCCGCCCUUUGAUUGCAGGCGGCCGUUGGAGUUACUUCACCGAGCGCGAGUCACACAUCAUCCGUAAUCGGGUGCUUCUGGAUGACCCACGCAAAGCAACAGGCCAUAUCCAGAUUACUGGCAAGGAUAUCUGGCAAACCCUUAAGCAGGGGCGCAUCAUGCAACACGUGUUCUUGACCCUGGUCUCCAUGACUGCGUUCCAAGGUAUCACGCAGUACACCCCCAGCAUGAUCAAGGCAUUGGGCUUUGACGCUGUCAAAGCGAAUGCGUUAACUUCGGUCCCGGUGUAUUGCAGCAUGGUGUGGUUGGUUAUUUUGUCUUAUGCUUGUGAUAAAACAAAGCAUCGUGGACCUUUCGUACUCCUAGCCAUCACCUGGAAUGUGAUUUCCUACGCGUGUCUCCGCACAAGCAACCCACAUGCCUCUCAAUGGCACCGUUAUGGAGUUAUUGCCAUCGCCAAUAUCUCCUACUGCAGUAUGCACAUUCUCAAUGUCGGCUGGUUGUCCUUUUACUGCCGCACUCCUCAGGAACGAAGUGUCGCCAUGGCGUUGGUAGUUAUGGCCGCCAACUGUGCUGGAAUUGCCGGUUCUCAGAUUUUCCGUACAUCUGAUGCACCCAAGUAUUUGCAUGGUCUCACUGCAAGCGUUUCCAUUGCUGGUGUUUCAUGGGUGUUAUGUCUUGCGCUGGGCGCACAAUAUUAUUUCCGCCGGGAAAAGGCGGUCGCGACAGAUGAUGAAGCUAAGAAUUAA